Hemibagrus wyckioides is the source of this 594-nucleotide messenger RNA. RefSeq names its product interferon a3-like. Gene Ontology annotation, cellular component: extracellular region. The record is from RefSeq and is a predicted model, not a curated record. Gene Ontology annotation, molecular function: cytokine receptor binding. Bases 1 to 594 code for a protein of 197 amino acids. The transcript has 5 exons. NCBI's taxonomy places the organism in Eukaryota, Metazoa, Chordata, Actinopteri, Siluriformes, Bagridae. Gene Ontology annotation, biological process: defense response.
AUGGAGCCAAUGAAGUUUGUGCUGUUGCUCGUGCUCGUGUCGAGUGUGUGUGAAGCCGCAGCUCUGCCAUCCUGCAGGUGGACAUCCUUCCGACUCAGAACACUGAAUGAGGAGAGCACUGGACUGCUGGAGAGCAUGGGUGGUCGAAUGCCACUGGAGUGUUUAGAGGGAAAAAACAUCUCGUUUCCAAAGGUGUCUUUUCCAGAGGUAGUGAGCAUCAAAAUAACGCAUGGAUCUUUUUAUUUCUUACAGAAUAAAGACUUGUUCUUGAUGGCUCUUGAAACUCUUAAUGGAGUCUCCCAAAUCUUCAAUAACAACCACACAGCAGUCACAUGGGACAGAGAGCAACUGAGACUCUUCCAGGCCAUCAUAGAUCGACAAGUGGAGAACCUGCAGAUUUGUGUAGGGAAAAAGAUCCAGAGAGCGAUGGACAAACCUGCCAACAGCAGCACCGAUACACUCAGGUCCUAUUUUGAAAAGUUGGAGGAGCGACUGAAAGAGAAGGAGUUCAGCUCGUGCGGCUGGGAGAUGGUGAGAACCGAGCUGCUGGAUGGACUCAAGAAGUUGCAGACUUUUAUAGAGAACAAGAAUUAA